This is a messenger RNA of Camelina sativa (false flax), 1050 nucleotides long. RefSeq lists its product as uncharacterized. The record is from RefSeq and is a predicted model, not a curated record. NCBI's taxonomy places the organism in Eukaryota, Viridiplantae, Streptophyta, Magnoliopsida, Brassicales, Brassicaceae.
AUGUCAGAGGAGACAAAGGCGAUCAUGAAGACAGAAGGUUCGAAGCCGGUAGUUUCAGCGUUCCAACUGGCACCAACCAAGAACCCUGGCGCGAUCAUAGCGCAAGUUCAAUUUAACGGAGACAACUUUGAUGAGUGGGCUCAGGCGGUGCGGACUGCACUGCAAGUCAAGAAGAAAUAUGGUUUUGUUGACGGAACUGUCUCAAAACCGAGUGAAGAUGAAGCCGACUAUGAAGAUUGGUUAUCGGCGAAGUCGAUGGUGACACUUUGGAUUCUCAACACAAUAGAUCCAAAGGUGAGAAGAACUCUGGGAAACAAGGAAGAUCCAAAGGAGCUUUGGAUGGAGAUCAAAGAUCGUUUCUCUGAAGCAAAUGGACCAAGAAUUCAAGAGAUUAAGGCAGAACUUGCUCAUUGCUGCCAAGGAAAUAUGAGUGUGAUUGAAUACUAUGGGAAGCUGCAGAUGCUGUGGGAAGACUUGGCAAAUUAUGACAAGGUCAUAGCUUGCAAAUGUGGAGGAUGCUCCUGCAAUAUCAACGUCGAACUGGAGAAGAAGAAAGAGGAUGAUCGAAUUCAUCAAUUCCUUCUUGGACUUGACACGGCCUUAUAUGGAGGAGUAAGAACUUCGAUCAUCAGCAUUGAUCCUCUUCCAAACAUGAAUCAAGUAUACUCAAAAGUGAAGUCGGUGGAGCGAGUGAAUACUGUCAUGAGAGGAAGGGAACAAGAGAACACACAAGUAGCAUUCGCAGUCCGAGGAGGACAACACACGAGUGGGAAAGAAGAAAAGGGAAAGAUGGUGUGUUCAGUGUGUAAGAAAUCUGGACACACAGCGGAUACUUGCUUUCAAGUGAUCGGGUAUCCUGAGUGGUGGAGUGAGCGACCUCGAGGCAUUGGAAGCUUUGCACGAGGAGGAGGUCGCCAAGGAACCGGAAGAGGACGUGGCGGUAUGGCUCGUGCAAACGUGAUGGUUGCACAAGAUGGAGCCGAGUCGAGUGUGGAAGCUGAGAGGAGUGGCUAUACAGGGUUAAAAACGAGCAAUGGGGGACACUCGUGA